AUGUCGCUUCAACGGAAGACCUCCUCGCGCUACGGAUGCAACAAAUUCUACGGCGGGACAAGAAACUGGUACUCGCGAUGGACCAGCAAAAGAAGGUUUGCCAACGGGCUGUUGAUGAUUUCAACCGUCUUUUAUUAUCGAGAGGAACACCAAACAAUCCGUACAGUUCAACCUACAGAAUAUGCCCUACAUGUUGCAGCCGUCUCUUCGUCCUCAGCGCAUGCUUCAACAGUCAUUGGGACCCUGAACCAAGACCUCCUCAUCACUCCGCCCUACCCAGUUUCUGUAAAAAGCGGCGAAGCAUCUUUCCCAAAUAACCGCUCGCUAGUAUCCUUCUCGACUGUCACUCCAUUUGCAUUUACGUCACACAGCCUUCACUACCGCUACCACCCCACCAUUGCAGAGCUCGACCCUAUGGACUACAAUGCCGUUCAGUACAUUCGUUUCAAUGCAUCCUCGAGCAUCGUCAAUGGGCACAUCCACGAACAUCUGCUCGAAGACUCAAAUAUACGCGACCUCGAAGCUUGGGCUCUCGCCGCUCUCCCUCUCUGCUAA
Laccaria bicolor S238N-H82 is the source of this 555-nucleotide messenger RNA. RefSeq lists its product as uncharacterized. The transcript has a single exon. The record is from RefSeq and is a predicted model, not a curated record. Lineage: Eukaryota; Fungi; Basidiomycota; Agaricomycetes; Agaricales; Hydnangiaceae. The coding region runs from base 1 to 555 and encodes 184 amino acids.